Molecule: messenger RNA, 1554 nt
Organism: Gadus chalcogrammus (walleye pollock)
Lineage: Eukaryota; Metazoa; Chordata; Actinopteri; Gadiformes; Gadidae
Exons: 3
Coding region: 463-1065 (200 amino acids)
Source: RefSeq, a predicted model, not a curated record
CAUUUCAAUACGCAAAUGUUAUUCCUAAACUCUGUAGCGUUUGUAUAUGUUGUUAUCACAGGACUGGUGGAGCUCUUCAAAAGAGCAAAUGGCUGGACACAUUACCAGCUGUUGGUCUGGAGGAGACUGUUCAUGACAUUGAUGAUGGACACAAUUCCUCAGAAGUGAUACCACCGCUACCAGAGAAGACCCAAGUCCUCUGCAAGGAAGAUAUAAUUGGACAACCAGCUUCCAUUGUCUACCAUAGCUGUCUUAAACAGCUGGCUCAGUAUCUCGUCGUACCAAUCCCCAAGUGCAACACAAAGGACCCAGUAACUGAUGCUGAAUGUGGAGCACUUAGACCAUUUGAAGUGAAAAUAACUUCCAGGGGCACAUCAGUUGUCGUGGAAUGGGUGAGUACUUGGUUAGCAAUAAAGACAUACUGUAGGAUCAGAUAUUUCACUUUGAGGGCAUAGUUUACACAUGCUUGUUAAUUAUUAUCUAUUUAAUGACAGCUACUGUUCUGUGCUGUGUUGCUCUUUUUUAAUUUUUCAGAUAUGUCAUCAGGGUCACAGUGUCUGGAGGUGGAACUCCCAGCCCACUCUAAAAUAUGGCAUGCAUGCAGGUGACUUCAUGUUGUCCUCGAACAUCCUCCUCUCUGGGAACAACUACGGGAAGGUGGCUCUGCUGUUCAAAUUCAUGAACUUGGGAAUAGUACAUAGAACAACAUUCUUUAAAAUCCAGGACGCCUACUGCGUUGACGCCAUCGAGGACUACUGGGAUGACAAGAGGUCAGCCAUUAUUACCCGGCUGAAAUCAAAGGACAGUGUAGUGGCCCUUGGUGACGGUCGUAUGGAUAGUCCUGGGUUUUCAGCACAGUACUGUACAUACACAACGAUGGACAACGACAGUAAAGAGAUCAUAUCGAUUGUCAAUAUUGAUAAGAGGGAGACCCAGAAGAAUUCUGUAAUCAUGGAGAAGGAGGCUUUCAUCCGGACCUUUGAGACUCUCCACCAAGAGAUUCGCCUACAAGAGUUUUGCACUGAUGCUCAUUCACAGAUCUCGGCGCUCUUCAAUCCAACAUAAGGCAGGUUCAAGGACUCUGGUGUUCGACACACCCUUGACAUCUGGCAUGGGUCAAAGAACUUGCGUAAAAAAAUCCAUGCAGUAAGUUCCUGACUUCGAUUCUGUUAUUGGUCCUUGAUAAUAGAUUGUUAUAAUACUAAGUCAAACAACACAGUUUUUCCUACUUGAUUUCUACUCAUGUUGUUUAUGUUAAAACAACUUCUUUGAGAUGAUGAGCACAAUGACUGAAUUGUAAAGGUCUUGCCAUUUCCUGCCAUUCAGUUAUAAGCCAGGUGUCUAGCACACAGAUGGUGAUUACAUCAGGUUCCUGGUUCCAGAGAAUUUGCCAAAUCAACAUUGAUGACAAAGUCUGAGCUUUAUUUAAAGGCCCACUAUGCAACUUCGGGAAUUUCUUCGCUGUUUUCUUGGUUUUGGCACGCACAUUUCUCUACACAGCGCCCCCUACAGCUUCGUAGUCGAUAUUUUACAACACUGUGGUAACAACUCGUU